This is a messenger RNA of Sebastes umbrosus (honeycomb rockfish), 845 nucleotides long. RefSeq names its product glycine-rich cell wall structural protein 1.8-like. Lineage: Eukaryota; Metazoa; Chordata; Actinopteri; Perciformes; Sebastidae. The record is from RefSeq and is a predicted model, not a curated record. Bases 18 to 512 code for a protein of 164 amino acids. The transcript has 3 exons.
AGCUUCACCACGCCUUCAUGUUCGUGACCGGCCAGUAUCCUCCAGGCACGGUCACUCACACCACCACCAGCUACGAGCAGGGUAGAGACCACUGGCAAGAUGUUCACUAUGUGAGAGACGCUCCCCAUUACCCCGCUCCUGCACAGCAGAUCGAGACCUUCACUGGUGACUUUACAGACCCUGAGAGCUUGGAGGAUCCUGUGGCUGGUUCUGGACAGGGAGAUGCACAGGCUGGUUCUGGACAGGGAGAUGCACAGGGUGAGGCACAGGCUGGUUCUGGACAGGGUGAUGCACAGGUUGGUUCUGGACAGGGCGGUGCACAGACUGGUUCUGGAAAGGGCAGUGCACAGGCUGGUUCUGGAAAGGGCGGUGCACAUUAUGGACAGGGCGGUGCACAGGCUGGUUAUGGACAGGGCGGUGCAGAUGCUGGUUAUGGACUGGGCUAUGGAGCCUUCUGGCAGCCAGUUAACCGCCAAGCUGGUGACUACAACCUGGGCAAGGUUGCAUACUAAGUCUGGAUUCCUGCAGUGUGAACAGAGCUUUCUGAAUUCAAUAAAGAUUUUAAAUCUUGACAUGUCUUUGUUUCCUAAUAUCUGACUGAUACUUGUUGCAAUAUGUGCCCCACUCUUACACUUUUAAACCCAGAUGGUUGUAUAUAAAAUGCGGUUCAGAGGGGGCAUUAACACAUUGCAUGUAGAAGUCUUAAACUGUGUCUUUGCAUCUUGGGUCUCUUUUGCAAAUGUGUGUCUCAUAGGCAAAAUAUUGUGCUUUUAAAUUUGAAGCACCAUCUUUCAAGAGCUGAAUAGCCUCAAGCUGCAUGGCCAGAGACAUUUAAAAAAAAAAAA